AUGAAAAGUAAUUAAUUUAUCACGAUGCCCGAUGACAAUUAUGAAUCUAUCAUUCAGUGGCAUCCAGAAAUGAUAUUAGUUUCUAAAAAUCCAGUAACAUGGAAAGGAUUUUUAAAUAUUCCGUGCAACUCAGGUCGAAAUAUGCGUGUUAGGUUAAAAUUGGUAGUACAUAAUUAUCCGUCAUUACAUGGUGCAGAAAUCAAUUUUGGUAAAGAAAUUGUAUAUUUUAGAAAUAAAGAAUUUAGUGAAAAGGUAAAAGAAUUAUUGCAUAAUGUAUCUAAAGUAUCAACAUUUUUAAAACAACUACAAUCAUUAAUUAGUAGCUAUAUCAUCAAUAGUUCUCUCAAUGAAAAUAAUGGCUAUGAAGAAAUAAACAAUGAAACAAGGAAAGUCUUAAAAGAAUUGAAAGAUGUACUUGAAGUAUCAUCCGAAAUUAAAGUAUCAUCUGAUAGCAGUUUAAGUAUAAUCAAAUUAUCCUUAAACAAUGUGUCUAUAAGAUUGAAAAGAAUAAGAAAUAGUACAUGUCCAUGGACAAUUGUUUAUUCAGAUUUACCUGAAAUACCUGGUUUUGAAUCUUUUGACAAAAAUAUAUUAACUUUAACUAUAGCCAGAAAUAAAUUUAAAUUACAAAUAGAAAUACUUGAGAAAGCAUGGUCAAAUUUAAAGCAAAUUGAUGAGAAUUGUUGGAUAAUAGACCCAUUGCAACCAAAACCAUGUCAUCUUUAUCGGCGAAUUUACUUAUCCCCAUCUUCAUCAAUGUUCAUUAAAAUAGAUCCUUUAAAUUCUAUGGAUAUACCAGAAAUAAAAUUUAUGGGUAGUGAUACAGAUGUUCAAUCAAAUAUAGAGCUAGUUUCCAAGAAUUUACAUAAUUGGGGACCAAAACAUGAUAUUAUAAAUAAUUUAAAAAUGUUACUAAAUAUAGACAUGUUUCCCAAAAAGGAAGUAAAAGAAGAACCCACAACAGAUUACAACGCUGUUGUUGCCGAUGAAGAAUGUUGUAUUUGUUUUUCAUUAAAAUUAGAGAAUAAUCUACCUGAUAAAAUUUGUAAUAAUGAAAAAUGUAGAAGAUAUUUCCAUACAUCAUGUCUAUUACAGUGGUUACAAGCAGUUGCUGGAAAUCAUGUUGUAUUUGGUCACAUUCAUGGUUCAUGUCCUAAUUGUCAAGAAAGUAUAUCAUGUUAUGUUGGAUAA
Molecule: messenger RNA, 1191 nt
Organism: Eufriesea mexicana
Lineage: Eukaryota; Metazoa; Arthropoda; Insecta; Hymenoptera; Apidae
Gene: Fancl
Product: E3 ubiquitin-protein ligase Fancl
Exons: 6
Biological process (GO): interstrand cross-link repair; protein monoubiquitination
Cellular component (GO): Fanconi anaemia nuclear complex; nucleus
Molecular function (GO): ubiquitin protein ligase activity
Source: RefSeq, a predicted model, not a curated record